GAAUCCUCAAAACGAGUUUGUUAUUCCGACGUUCUGCGUUCACGGUCAGUCGUAUGUUAGUGAAGAUCUACUAAACGUGUGAAAAAUGGUUAAAGUUAAUAUACCAACAACAAAGCUAAACAAUGGUAUAGAAAUGCCUGUUCUGGGCUUGGGCACUUGGUUGGGAAUUGACGAAAAGUUACAAUUUCUUAGUUCUGAUGUACCGAAGCUUAUCGAGGCAUUAUCCUAUGCCAUAGACAUUGGAUACAAAUAUCUAGAUACGGCUCAUUUGUACCGCGUCGAGCCUGAAAUAGGAGAGGUGGUGAAUAAAAAGAUAAAGGAAGGUGUGAUCAAGAGGGAAGAUGUAUUUAUCACUACGAAGGUCUGGCAACAUAAUCACAGAGAGGCUGAUGCGAUCCAAUCAGUGAAAGACAGCCUUCGUCGCCUUAAUUUGGACUACGUAGACCAAGUCCUCAUGCACUGGCCAAUGUCUAUUUCGCCGGACGGGAUCGACGAAAAAAUCGACUACUUGGAAACUUGGAAAGGCCUCGAAAAAGUUUUGGACAUGGGCUUGGCAAAGUCUAUAGGCGUAUCGAAUUUUAAUGUCGAACAGCUGAAGAGAUUGCUUGCUAACUGCAAAGUGCCGCCGGUAGUCAACCAAGUUGAAAUUAACUUAAACCUGGGGCAGAAAGAACUGGUUGAUUACUGCCAAUCGCAAAAAAUAGUGGUCGUGGCGUAUUCCCCAUUUGGAACAAUGAUGCCAUCCAGACAACCCCCUGACAGUCCAGAACCAAAGCUGAAUAACCCCUUGAUGCUGGCAAUAGCUAAUAAACACGGGAAAACUGUUACACAGAUCACGUUGAGAUAUUUGUAUCAAAGAAACAUAGUGAGCAUCCCAAAGACUGUCACAAAAUCUCGGUUGUUGGAAAACGCAUCUAUAUUCGACUUCAACCUGGACGAAAAUGAUGUACAAACGAUUGCAAAAUUUGACGUCGAGUACCGCACGGUUGUGCCUGUAUUUUGGCAGAAUCAUCAAAACUAUCCUUUCCCAGAGGAAAGACAACCAUAUAAAGAAGAUAUUCCUCUUUGCUUAAGAAUAUGGAAAAAUGGUGCUAAUGCCGACAUUGAUUAAUUUAUUUAAUAAAACUAUGUAUUAUUGUCUAUCUUAAUAAUGAUUGGUUUUGCGUGCUUUGGAUCCGGUAGCAUAUCAGAUAUGAUUAUAGUUCAUCAGGUUGCAACUAGUGCAAUUCUAAUACAAUAAUCCCAGCCUUUAAAAAAACGAAUUACCAAGAAAAGUAGGUUAUUAAUAAGUUUCAGUCAAAUAUUUCACAAUAACAAACCUCAAAAUCCCAUUAAAAAUGUAGCUUGAACAACAACAACAGAAAAAUAAUGACGAGUUAAUAUUUUAACACUCUCAAAAUGAAUUGGUUAUUUUUAGUUAUCAUUCAAAUCAUUAGUAUGAUAAUCAAAUUUCAAAAUACCGCCAGGGAAAUAUUUUAUUGAACAUCCAUUUUCGAUUUAUGAAGUUUUACACUCUUUCCCGCAUAC
Messenger RNA from Amyelois transitella, 1527 nucleotides. Its product is annotated as aldo-keto reductase AKR2E4. Gene Ontology annotation, molecular function: aldose reductase (NADPH) activity. The record is from RefSeq and is a predicted model, not a curated record. The transcript is spliced from 7 exons. NCBI's taxonomy places the organism in Eukaryota, Metazoa, Arthropoda, Insecta, Lepidoptera, Pyralidae. Gene Ontology annotation, cellular component: cytosol. Bases 86 to 1111 code for a protein of 341 amino acids.